Molecule: messenger RNA, 3445 nt
Organism: Nanorana parkeri
Lineage: Eukaryota; Metazoa; Chordata; Amphibia; Anura; Dicroglossidae
Gene: UBA6
Product: ubiquitin like modifier activating enzyme 6
Exons: 33
Coding region: 105-3170 (1021 amino acids)
Biological process (GO): protein sumoylation
Cellular component (GO): SUMO activating enzyme complex; cytoplasm
Molecular function (GO): SUMO activating enzyme activity
Source: RefSeq, a predicted model, not a curated record
GGGAGUUGUAGUUUGACAUCUUUCUCUCUCGUUUUCUCUCCCCGGCCGACAAGGAACUGUAGAAGCUGCAGUAGUAGUCCAGAGCAGGGGUGUGAAAAGUCUGAAUGGCUGCAGACUCGAUGGAAAUCGAUGACGGGCUAUAUAGCCGGCAGAGGUAUGUCUUGGGAGACACAGCCAUGCAGAAAAUGGCCCAAUCCCAUGUUUUCCUAAGUGGGAUAGGAGGACUCGGUGUUGAAAUAGCAAAGAACAUUGUUUUAGCUGGGAUAAAGGCGUUGACAAUCCAUGACACCAAAUAUUGUGAACUAUGGGAUCUUGGAACUAAUUUCUUUAUCAAAGAAGAGGAUAUCAAGAAUCAGAAAACUAGAGCUGAAGCAUGCCUUCACCAUAUUGCAGCGCUUAACCCUUAUGUCCAAGUGACAUUAUCUACAGUGCCACUGGAUGACUCCACUGAUCUUUCAUUCCUGGGACAGUACCAGUGUGUCAUACUGACUGAAACAAGACUUUCCUUAAGAAAGAAGAUCAAUAACUUCUGCCAUGAUCAACAGCCAUCCAUAAAGUUUAUUUCUUCAGAUGCCUAUGGUAUAUGUACCUCUUUGUUCUGUGAUUUUGGAGAACAGUUUGAGGUGUUGGAUACUACAGGAGAGGAACCAAAAGAGAUCUUUAUUUCCAAUAUAACACAGUCAAAUCCUGGUGUGAUCACAUGUUUUGAGAACCGGCCUCAUAACCUUGAAUCUGGACAAUAUGUGACAUUCCGUGAAGUGAAUGGAAUGGCCACUUUAAAUGGGUCUGCACAUCAGGUUACAGUUACGUCACCUUAUUCCUUCAGCAUUGGUGAUGCAUCAAGCUUGGAACCAUAUCAACAUGGGGGAAUAGCUGUGCAGAUUAAAAUGCCAAAGACUUUCUGCUUUGAAAGAUUGGAAAAGCAGUUGGUUGAACCAAAAUAUCUUUCUGCAGACUUCAGUAGGCCAGAGGCACCACUGAACAUUCACACAGCUAUGUUGGCAUUAGAUCAUUUUCAAGAGAUGCACAAUCGUCUACCUAACAUAAGGUGCCUUCAGGAUGCUGAAGAGAUGCAGAAAUUAGCAGCAUCAGUAACUGAAACUCUGCAGAGUAAACCAGUGUUGGAUGACCAGUUGGUUAAAUGGUUGUCUUGGACAUCUAGAGGUUUAUUGGCUCCCCUUGCAGCUGCCAUGGGAGGAAUUGCCAGUCAAGAAGUCUUGAAAGCAGUGACAGAAAAGUUUUCACCUUUGCAACAGUGGCUAUUUUUGGAUGUCCUGGACAUUGUCAAACCACUGGAACAAAUCGGCAAAGAAGAAUUCCUUCCAAGGGGAGAUCGAUAUGAUGCUCUCAGAGCUUGCAUUGGAGACUCUUUUUGUAAGAAGAUUCACAACAUGAAUGUUUUCCUGGUUGGAUGCGGUGCUAUUGGUUGUGAAAUGCUGAAAAAUUUUGCACUUCUUGGGGUUGGUUCUGGCUCAGAGAGAGGAUUGGUCACAGUUACUGACCCCGACUUGAUUGAAAAAUCAAACUUGAACAGGCAGUUUCUCUUCCGACCUCACCACAUUCAGAAACCUAAAAGUUGUACUGCUGCUGCUGCAACCAUAAACAUCAACCCAGAGUUAAAAAUAGAUCCGCGGCUGGAUAAGGUGUGUCCUGCCACAGAGAAUACCUAUAGAGAUGAGUUUUACCUCAGACAAGACAUCAUUGUGAAUGCACUGGACAAUGUGGAGGCCAGAAGAUAUGUAGACAGUCGGGCAGUGUCCAACAUGCGUCCACUUCUCGACUCAGGAACAAUGGGGACGAAGGGACACACAGAAGUGAUUGUGCCUCAAUUAACAGAAUCCUACAACAGUUAUCGAGAUCCUCCAGAUGAAGAAAUUCCGUUUUGCACUUUAAAGUCAUUUCCAGCAACCAUCGAGCACACAAUUCAAUGGGCAAGAGACAAGUUUGAGAGUUCGUUUUCACAUAAGCCUUCAUUGUACAACAAAUUCUGGCAGACGCAUGCAUCUGUAAAAGACGUUCUACAGAGGAUACAAACUGGUGAAAGUUUAGAAGGCUGCUUCCAUGUUGUUAAGCUGUUGAGCAGGAAACCCAGGAGUUGGUCUCAUUGUGUAGCACUUGCAAGACUAAAGUUUGAAAAGUAUUUUAAUCACAAGGCUCAGCAGCUAUUGCAUUCAUUCCCUCUUGAUACACGGUUAAAAGAUGGCAGUUUAUUUUGGCAGUCUCCAAAGCGACCCCCUAAUCCAGUACAGUUUGAUAUAACAGAUCCAUUACAUGUCGGCUUUAUAAUUAGCGCAGCCAAACUGUAUGCAGAGGUACAGGCAAUCAAGUUCACUGAAGAGGAUUUGUCACAUAUUGUUGUUCAGAAAAUUAUAGCAGGGAUGACCAUCAAAGAAUUCACACCUUCCAACAAGGUUGUUGAAACAGAUGAAACUGCAAAGAAGCCUGACCAGACCCAAAUAAGUAGUGAAGAUGAGAGGAUUGCAGUUGUACAACUUGAAAAAGUCCUUGCCGAAGGACGAGCUUCAAAAGAAGACCUCCAAAUGAAGCUCUUAUCAUUUGAAAAAGAUGAUGACAACAAUGAACAUAUCAACUUCAUCACGGCAGCUUCCAACUUGAGAGCCAAAAUGUACAACAUUGAACCAGCUGACCGACUGAAGACCAAACGUAUCGCCGGGAAGAUAAUCCCAGCUAUUGCUACAGCAACAGCUGCUGUCUCUGGCCUGGUUGCCCUGGAGUUGAUUAAAGUAGUUGCUGGGUAUCCAUUUGAAGCUUACAAGAACUGUUUCUUCAACCUUGCGAUUCCAAUCAUUGUAUUCACCGAGACAGCAGAAGUAAAAAGAACACAUAUCAGGAAUGGAAUUUCAUUCACAAUCUGGGACAGGUGGACAAUCUAUGGCAAGGAAGAUUUCACUCUACUGGACUUCAUUAACGCCGUCAGGGAACAGUAUGGAAUAGAGCCCACAAUGGUUGUGCAAGGUGUGAAAAUGCUGUAUGUCCCAGUUAUGCCUGGUCAUGCAAAGAGACUGAAACUUACAAUGCACAAGCUUGUGAAACCAGGAGCCGCUAAAAAAUACGUCGACCUGACUGUGUCUUUUGCCCCAGAAUCAAAUGAAGAUGAGGAUUUACCCGGGCCUCCUGUUAGAUACUACUUUAGCCAAGAGAGCAAUUAAUGGCACAAGUGCGGGUGUUAUCUUCAAUGUGUUGGUACUACUUGUCACAUCUAGGUGAAGCCUUAAUGAAGAGAAACAAGUGGAAGUAGUGAUUUGCACUAAUAUUUUGCAUAACAAAGACUGCAUAUAUCUAGUGUCUCCCUCAUACUUUCUUGUACUUUUUUUUCUUUGUUACCGGUGGACUGGAAUACACAAUUGUUUGGAUGCAAUACUCCAUGCUAUAACCCAAAAAAAAAAAGAGAUAAAUGAAUAAUAAAAAAAAAAUGGAGGACCAA